GAAGUAUAAAAACUCGAGCUUUAACCUUCAGCUUUGUUGAUCUCAUGGUCUCUUAUGAUCAAAUCGAUUAUUUUUCUCUGUUCUCGUCGCUGUCGGGUCUUUUCUUCUCAGCAGGCGAGAUAUUUCUCCUCUCCGAGUCUGACCCACUUCGAUUUCUCCGGCGAGAGCUCCAAUAUUGAACGAGCUCUUGUCUCCGCUCUUGGAUCGUGCGCCUCUAGUAAUGACGUCACUUGUGGCAGACAAAUCCAUGGCCGUGUCUUGAAAUCAGGUCUUGAUUCUAAUGGAUUCAUCUGUAAUAGCGUUCUUAACAUGUACGCUAAAUGCCGUCUCUUGGCUGAUGCGGAAUCUGUUUUCCGGGCUCACGCGAAGCUUGAUUCUGCUUCGUUCAAUAUUAUGGUUGAUGGGUAUGUAAGAUCUCGUAGACUUGGGGAUGCGCUUAAGUUGUUCGACGUUAUGCCUGAGAGAAGCUGUGUCUCGUAUACUACUUUGAUAAAGGGUUAUGCUCAAAACAAUCAGUGGAGUGAAGCUAUGGAGCUUUUUAGGGAGAUGAGAAAUUUGGGAAUUAUGCUAAAUGAAGUGACUUUAGCCACUGUUAUAUCUGCUUGCUCACAUUUGGGUGGGAUUUGGGAUUGUAGGAUGUUGCAUAGUUUGGCUAUUAAGCUGAAGCUUGAUGAUCGGGUUUUUGUUUCGACGAAUUUGCUGCAUAUGUAUUGUAUCUGCUCAUGUUUGAAGGAUGCUCGGAAGUUGUUUGAUGAAAUGCCUGAGAGAAAUUUAGUUACUUGGAACGUGAUGUUAAAUGGGUACUCAAAAGCUGGACUUAUCGAACAAGCUAAGGAAUUGUUUGAUCAGAUUACUGAGAAAGAUAUUGUCUCGUGGGGUACAAUGAUUGAUGGGUGUCUCCGAAAGAAUCAGCUUGACGAAGCUCUUGUUUACUACACCGAGAUGCUGCGCCGUGGAAUGAAGCCUAGUGAAGUUAUGAUGGUGGACCUUCUCUCGGCUUCAGCUCGAUCAGUGGGUAGCUCCAAGGGUUUGCAACUUCAUGGUACCAUUGUGAAAACGGGUUUUGAUUGUUAUGAUUUCAUACAAGCAACGAUCAUACAUUUCUACGCUGUCUCUAAUGACAUGGAACUCGCUCUUCAGCAGUUUGAAGCGAGCGUUAAGGACCACAUCGCAUCGAGAAACGCGUUGAUUGCAGGAUUUGUGAAGAAUGGAAUGGUUGAGCUGGCAAGAGAAGUAUUUGAUCAGACUCGUGAUAAAGAUAUCUUUUCAUGGAACGCUAUGAUGUCGGGUUACGCGCAGAGUUUAUCGCCUCAGUUAACUCUACAUCUCUUCCGCGAAAUGAUCAGUAGUAGCCAAGUAAAACCAGAUGCAAUCACAAUGGUUAGUGUUUUCUCUGCAGUUUCUUCUCUAGGAUCGUUGGAAGAAGGGAAGAGAGCACAUGAGUAUCUAAACCGUAGCUCGAUUCCUCCCAACGACAAUCUAAUCGCUGCUAUAAUUGACAUGUACGCCAAAUGUGGAAGCAUCGAAACCGCUCUAAACAUUUUCCGCCAAACAAAGAACAUUUCUUCUUCUACAAUCUCUCCGUGGAACGCCAUCAUUUGCGGGUCAGCGACACAUGGCCACGCAAAACUAGCACUUGAUCUCUACUCCGAUCUCCAAUCUCUCCCAAUAAAACCAAACAGCAUCACUUUUGUCGGUGUCUUGAGCGCCUGCUGCCAUGCAGGCCUAGUGGAGUUAGGUGAAACGUAUUUCGAAAGCAUGAAGAGCGAUCACGGGAUCGAGCCAGACAUCAAGCAUUACGGAUGUAUGGUUGAUUUGUUGGGAAAAGCUGGGAAGUUAGAGGAAGCAAAAGAAAUGAUCAAGAAGAUGCCGGUUAAGGCGGAUGUGAUGAUCUGGGGGAUGUUAUUAUCGGCUUCACGGAUUCACGGGAACGUCGAGAUUGCUGAGCUUGCGGCUGCUGAGCUGGCGGCGAUUGAUCCAUCUCACGGAGGAUGCAAAGUUAUGCUUUCGAACGUUUAUGCAGACGCAGGGAGAUGGGAAGAUGUAGCUUUGGUCAGAGAAGAGAUGCGAACAAGAGAUGUUGAGUGGUCACGUGCCUUCAGUGGUGUUGUGUGAAUUGUUUCGAGUCUCGUAAGCUCUUUAGUGGGCUUAUUGUUAGGGCCUAGUAGAAACGAGUUAAAUACAUAAUUAGCGCGUUG
Molecule: messenger RNA, 2198 nt
Organism: Arabidopsis arenosa
Lineage: Eukaryota; Viridiplantae; Streptophyta; Magnoliopsida; Brassicales; Brassicaceae
Source: the annotation of a GenBank genome assembly